UCUCUCUCUCUCUCUAUCACUUCCUCCCACUUCCUCCUUAUCUAAGUCUUCUUCCAACAUGAAGUCAACAUAGUCUAUGACGUCACAUAUAUGGCCACUCUACUCUUAGAGUCGUUUACGUGAAACAGGCAAAUUUUUUUUUCAGGCUGGAAACAAAUCUUUUGACCGAUUUUUUUUUCUUCUCUCUCCACCGACUACUUCACAUGACCCUUUAAAUCUGUCGAUACCUAGAGAAUUUUUAACCAUGUUGAUCACACUGAGAACGUUACAACAACAUAUGUUUAAAGUAGAGAUUGAUGUAAAUUCAACCGUAAAGCAAUUAAAGAAAAAAGUUGAAGAAGAUAAGGGUAAAGAUUAUCCUGCAGCUGCCCAAAAGCUGAUAUAUUCAGGGAAAAUUCUUGAAGAUGAGAAAAAAAUAGUUGACUAUGAUAUAGAAGAAAGUAAAUUUGUUGUUCUUAUGGUAACUAAAAGUAAGCCUCAGCUGGCCAAAGUAUCAGAGGGUUCAACAUCCCAGGGAGAGACUGCUAGUGCUGCCUCAUCAGAGAAGUCUGUACCUGCUACCACUCAGGGAGCAUCAGCCACCCCUACAUCAGACAGUGGCUCUUCUCAAAGUUCGAAAGGCUCGCAAGGUAGUGAAGCAGACAAAUCUACUGCUGAUGCUAACCCUGAAUCGCAAGCUACAGAAAUUACUUCAGACUCUGAUGAUAUAAGUACUCUGGCAACCGAGACAGCCACAGCCCUGGCUGCAGCCAUCGAUGAACCAUUAUCUGUCUUGCAAUCCGCAGAAAGUGCAUUGGUGACUGGUCAGGACUAUGAAAAUAUGGUGCUGGAAAUUAUGAAACUUGGUUUUGAUCGAGAGCAAGUUGAGCGAGCUUUAAGAGUCAAUUUCAACAACCCUGAUAGAGCUGUGGAGUAUUUGUAUAAUGGAGGUAGUGCUCAGGAUGUGGAGCCAGGAAUAAUGGAAGAGGCAUUAUCUGGCAGUGAAACUAGUGUAACCAGUUCCAGUGCUCCUCUUCAGUCUGCUACAACACCAUCCUCUUCUGACAAUCCUUUGGAUUUUCUCCGAAACCAACUACAAUUUCAACAAAUGCGUCGUGUUAUCCAAAGAAACCCUCAUGUCUUACCUGCCAUAUUGCAACAGAUAGGUACAACAAAUCCUCCUCUUCUACAGUUAAUCAGCCAAAAUCAAGAGAGAUUUGUCCAGAUGAUCAAUGAACCUGUUGAUGAAGGUGGGCAACCCGGCAAUGUGCAGGCUAGCCAGGCUUCUGGCCAAGUUGCUACUGGUUUCGGGAGUAAUGUGGGCAGUGGUGGAGGUACUGGUGUAGGUACCGGUGUCGGCAGUGGCGGAGGUGGUGGUGGUGGUGGUGGUGGUGGUGGCGGUGGCGGCGGCGGCGGUGGUGGUGGUGGUAGUAACACUGCUGGAGGCCAGGGUUUACAGAUUGGCCCUGGAGCAUUUAUUCAAGUUACCCCUCAGGAAAAAGAUGCAAUUGAAAGUUUGAAAGCUUUAGGAUUUCCUGAAGGAAUGUGUAUUCAAGCUUAUUUUGCCUGUGAGAAGAAUGAAGAGCUGGCUGCUAAUUUUCUCUUGUCCCAAAAUUUUGAGGAAGACGAGCAACAAAGUUGAUCUAGAUGUUGAUAAUGGACAAUGACAAUUGCUGCCCUCUUCACAGAUUCCUACUGAUGUAUUCUGCUAUGUAUAUCUAUAUAAAUAUGUAUACAUAUAUAUCCUUCUCCUGAUGUUGGGAUGCCAAUCCUACAUCAGUGCAGUUUGAUAGGGGGAGGGGAGUGAGCAGCCUGUCUAAUUACUGGCUGCCCGCUCGUCCUUUUUUAUGGCAUCUUUUGUCAACUAUUCAAAUUUCUAAAGCAGUUUCAAAGGAAAUUAAAUAUGCAAUAUAUAUAUAUAUAUAUAUACAUAUAUAUAUAUAUAUACGUAUAUGUGUGUGUAUAUACAUAUAUAUAUGUGUGUAUAUAUAUGUAUGUAUAUAUAUAUGUGUGUGUAUAUACAUAUAUAUAUGUGUGUAUAUAUAUGUAUGUAUAUAUAUAUAUGUAUGUAUAUAUAUAUAUGUAUAUAUAUAUAUAUAUCUAUAUAUAUAUAUGGAAGAAAAAAAUGAAUACAACAAAAAAGUCUGCAAUUCAAGCCAUGAAGAAGAUAGGA
Messenger RNA from Octopus sinensis (East Asian common octopus), 2152 nucleotides. Its product is annotated as UV excision repair protein RAD23 homolog B. Gene Ontology annotation, cellular component: nucleoplasm; cytosol. The record is from RefSeq and is a predicted model, not a curated record. NCBI's taxonomy places the organism in Eukaryota, Metazoa, Mollusca, Cephalopoda, Octopoda, Octopodidae. Gene Ontology annotation, biological process: proteasome-mediated ubiquitin-dependent protein catabolic process; nucleotide-excision repair. The transcript is spliced from 9 exons. The coding region runs from base 245 to 1621 and encodes 458 amino acids. Gene Ontology annotation, molecular function: polyubiquitin modification-dependent protein binding; damaged DNA binding; proteasome binding.